GCUGGGCUGAGCGUCUGUCGGCGGCUGAGAGCGGAGGAGCGGGUCUGGGCGCUGCUGGAAGAGGGCGCGGGAGGAUUUCUGAGGCGGUGUCGCUGCUGGUGCCGACUGAAGAAGGAUGCAGACGAUAAAAUGCGUUGUGGUUGGCGAUGGGGCCGUGGGGAAAACCUGCCUUCUCAUCUCUUACACCACCAAUGCUUUCCCCGAAGAGUACAUCCCUACCGUGUUCGACAACUACAGCGCCCAGAUGAGCGUGGACGGCCGCACCGUUAGCCUCAACCUCUGGGACACAGCCGGGCAGGAAGAGUACGACCGCCUGCGUACUCUCUCGUACCCACAGACCAACGUGUUCAUCAUCUGCUUCUCCAUCGGUAGCCCUUCCUCAUAUGCCAACGUACGGCACAAGUGGCACCCUGAGGUCUCGCACCACUGCCCCAGCGUGCCCAUUCUCCUCGUCGGCACCAAGAAGGAUCUGCGCUCUGACAGUGAAACCCUGAAGAAGCUGAAGGAGCAGAGUCUUGCCCCCACCACCCAUCAACAGGGCAGUGCUCUGGCCAAACAGAUUAACGCAGUGAAGUACAUGGAGUGCUCGGCGCUUCUUCAGGAAGGUGUCAGAGAAGUGUUUGCAGAGGCAGUGCGUGCCGUGCUUUACCCCAUCACCAAAAAGAAUUCCAAGAAGUGCGUGCUUUUGUAGUCUGCUCUGCUGUCCCAGUAGUCUGCCCGUGGAAAUGGACACACAGCAGCGGCCACAGUCAGUGGACAGCCAGGCAUGGGAUGAUCCUGUUGUUGAUAGCUAUCUCUGCUCCCUCACUUCUGGCUCCUUCUUUCUGUAUUUUCUUUCCUUUUAAAACCACUGUUUGUAUUGUUUUUGGCUCCACGAUUUGCAGUCACCAAAGUAUGCAUUCUUCGCUUUAACCGAAGCAUUUGAACCUGUUGAUUUAUCUAUUUUUUUUUAACCACUCUCACUUCUGGCCUGCUUCCUUGUCUCUGGAAUGAUGUGGUCGUCAAGAUCGCUUGCUUUUACCUCAGUGACUGAUAAAGUUAAAAUGGAAUGCAAGAUAAAGAUAUAUGGAAAUAUUCCUCUAGUGACAGAUAAAGCAAUAUACAUAUGACCUGUGGAGGAUGGCGGUCGCCUGAAGCGGCUGUGAUUUACUCAAGCAGCGUCUGAGAAGAAAAGCAGAAGUCCUCCUUUCUUCUGUCUGAUGUGCCGUUUCAUCUAAUCUUCAUAUCUAUUUUUUUGUGCCUACACCCAAAAAAUAAACCCAGCUCAGAUUCUCUCCCAAUAUAAAAGGAAUUUGCCAGUGUAAAGAGACUGUUAAGAGAUCUGGUCUCAAGUGGCAGUAAGCCAUAAUUUUAAUUCUUUACAUACCUUUAAUAUCUGAGAAUAUGAUGCUUUGUACCAAAAACCAGUUUGAUAUGCAUUGUAUUUUUUACUAGUCAGUGCAACAUCCAAAAAAAAAAAUCAUGUCAUUUGUUUCGUCUUUGUUUAAACGAGACAAUUAAGAGGUCCCCUUACGAUUUAACGUAUGUGCCUUAUCAAAAAGGUCAUACAAGUUUCAGGUUACAGGAAAGGCAUGUAGUGCAAGUCUGCAAGACAGUACAUGAUGAAGCCAAGUCUGGUCUUGCUGAAAUGACUGUACUGCUCUCAAUCAGAUUAGAGGGGGGGAAACUGUGGCCUUGAUUUCCUUGUUGACUUUUUUUUUUUUUGUCAUUUAUGCAUAAGUGUUUUGUUUUUUUUUUUUACCCUGGAAGCUUAAUGGAAUUCUGUGCUGAUGCAUCUUCAGUUGCGUGACCAGUCAGUCUAAUUAUAAGUGCCUAACCCUUUUUAAUUUUAUUCUAACUUUAACUUUAUAAUGCUGCCUGUCUCCAAAGUGUCCUGGCUUGUCAUUUAGUAAACUUCAGAAGACAGCCUUAAGGCGACGUACCCUUCUCACAGCACAGUGCCUGUCUGCAUUAGAGCGAGCAGCAUACGCCGCCGCAGCCGCCGCAGUGCUGAGACAAAUGAACAAAGCCAUGAAAGUAAAUGGAGCGUUUGUCCCCUGGGCCUGAAGGUUGAGCACCAGGCAGCCGCGACUGCUCUGAUUGUAACCCUCGAUGUCUAGCGCAGUGCUGCCUCCCGUGACUCCUCACUGGAGGAGCAUGGGGUGAGCGUGCAGGAUUCUUUACAGUAAUGGUUAGUAGUAAUGAAUUUGAUGUGCUUAGCACUUAUCCCUGUUUGAUACUGAUGACGGUGCUCAUUUACGUUUGUCGCAGGCAUUAAUAAUUGGAAUUGUCACAACAUAUGGUUUAAUCCCUUAGUGGCUUUACGCUGUUGCACACAGCUAGAGGAUUAUUGUUUUAUUAUUAUUUUUUAGUUUUUUUUUUUUUUUUUUUUUUAGAAAAGUAAUGCACAGGGUGGUGUUAUGACAGAUAUGAAAGAUGUGAAAUCAUAACUGACAGAUUUUUUUUUUGUUGUUGUACCAAACAUAUCAAUAUAUAUAUUUUAUUUUAUUUUUUACUGACUAGCCAAAGUGUUGAUAUCGCAAUAACAGCAAAUGACCUUGCAGUGCCUAUGCAAAAGCCAAGCUGCGAAAUGAGCAAAAGCAAUCUCUGUUUUAUUUGAGGCUGUGUUUUAAAGUUUUAUAUGUGGAUCAGUCUAAAUUACUUGGAAUACACAUGUAGGAUCAGAUUUCUAUACGAAUGAAUGAAUGAAUGAAUGAAUGAAUGAAUGCGGAUUUUUUUACCCUUCUGUUUUAUACUCAUUGAAAUACUUGAUAAAUGGGCCAUAGAGAAGGAGUUCAUUGUGAUUGCCUUAACAAGAGUGAAGUGAACUCUGGGUAACCUUUGUUGCUCAACCCAGUAAACAUAGUCGAUUGGUUUUCCAGACAGAAAUUGAAAAGCUAUGUUCAAAAUACUGUUUAGUCCAGGACUAGACUUAAUCCCUGUCUGGGAAACUGCUCUUAAGUAGUUAAUUUUUUUUUUAAAGUAACCAAUGAUAAUUUUUUUUUUCCAGUCAGCUGGAAUGAAAACCUACACCCACACCAGCUCUUUGCAAAUUCGAUUUAAUACCCCUGUUGUUCAUAAUCUGGUUAAGCUUAUUUUUACCAAAACAACUUUAAUCUGUUUGUCUGAGUCGAGAGGAACUGCGCUGCAUGGGCGAGAUUGUUUCGCUUUUUGUUGCAUCUCAGCAGCAGCAGCAGCAGCAGCUUUCAGAUGUGAUGUGGUUUUGAUUUAGGCUGUCACCAUCUCUCACCAUGUUUCAGUAUGAAUCAGUUGGAAAUGAGAGGCCUGUAUGCCCUGCACAUGUGUGAUGUUGUCGUCGCAGUGUGUGUUCAGGGCAGAUACAAAAAAAAUGCUAAACUGACUGAGUGCUAGCGUGGUUUGAAUGCUAAAGGAAGGGGUGCUUACCUACCCUCCUGGUCAGAAUCAUGCUGUUUUGGCUGGUACUCUCAUCUCUUAAUAGCUUUUUUCUUUUAAAAUGUUUCGUUUUACUUGGGUAUUUCUCUACAAAACGUACAAAAAGAAAAUUUAACCAAAGAGUGCCUUUGGAUGCGAAGAUAAAAUUAGUUAAAACUGAUCUCUCUCGGUAAAAAUGGACCUGCUCUCUUUUGUGAGUGAUUUUUAAUAGUUUUUUGUUUUGUUUUAAGGAAAAAUGACCAUAUAAAUAAGCCAUUCCUUAUUUUUCUAUAUGCUUCUAACUAUAAUAAUUAUAAUAGUAACAAUGCCAAAUUCAUUGAACCACUGAUCAUACGAUCAUUCUGUUUUUGUCACAGAGAAGAAAUGUGCGUAAUGAAAUGUAAGAGAAAAUCCCUCUGAACUGAAAACUGUGGAAAUGUUGAGUCAUGUUUAGUGUCACUAAUUUCCGUGUGAAAGUUUGAAUGUGAGAACGAAUGGCGCUCUCUCUACCUUUGCUUGGUUUUGUUUCGUUCAGUUUUGUUUUAAUUUUCGUUUCUUCACUGUAAUGCUGUCGAAAUCGAGCAGACGAGGCCUCGCGCUGCGCCUCAUCUGCCUGCUAUGGUGUAUGGUACUACAUGUAUACACUGGGAACUUGAUUUAUUAUGUUUUUUGUUUUUUUUUGUCAAAAUUGUCAUUUUUAUAACAAAACAUUUGUAUAAAUGAACUAACAGUGUAAUGAUUUUUAAAUUAUGCUAAAUAAAAUUAUAAUUUACGAUUAA
Molecule: messenger RNA, 4151 nt
Organism: Astyanax mexicanus (Mexican tetra)
Lineage: Eukaryota; Metazoa; Chordata; Actinopteri; Characiformes; Acestrorhamphidae
Gene: rhogd
Product: ras homolog gene family, member Gd
Exons: 2
Coding region: 116-691 (191 amino acids)
Biological process (GO): small GTPase-mediated signal transduction; regulation of cell shape; actin filament organization
Cellular component (GO): plasma membrane; cytoskeleton; cell cortex
Molecular function (GO): GTPase activity; protein kinase binding; GTP binding
Source: RefSeq, a predicted model, not a curated record